This is a messenger RNA of Colletotrichum truncatum, 957 nucleotides long. RefSeq lists its product as uncharacterized. NCBI's taxonomy places the organism in Eukaryota, Fungi, Ascomycota, Sordariomycetes, Glomerellales, Glomerellaceae. The record is from RefSeq and is a predicted model, not a curated record.
AUGGAUCAGCCGAAUCCUCCAAAGAGGCCUCGCGUUUCGGCUGUCAAUAUUGACUUUGAGUGGAUCAAGUCGAAUGCGCCGGUUUCAACGCUCGUCUUGUUCCAGCUGCUGAAGCCGGCCACCGCAACUUAUCCUCUUUCGUUCCGUGUGUUUGAGCCCAUGGUACCACGACCGGGGCAGCAAAUGCCUGAUCAUGUGCUCGAAGAGCUGCAGAACUUUCCACAUACUCGUUGUGGAAGCGAGGUCAAUUUACAACCGUGUCCACCACAAGUCGGCGACACAGACAGCGGAGUCGCCAUGGUCUGUAUUGCUCUUCAUGUGAUUUCAGGAUGCGAUCCCUCCCAGACGAUAGACUACACUAUCUGGCGGCGCGUUCUUGGCAUGCUUGCGUCUGAAGAGUUUGGAGGCCCAGUGGCGCUUGAUGCAUCACUUGUCAACACGACCGCCAUGCCUAGAUUGCCGAAACAACCGGUGCCGCCAUUCACGGCCGAUACGGUAGCUUGGGAGGCGUGGAAUCAACAGUUGGUUGCCUACCAAGCACGUGUGCGUGAAACCGUCAACGAACAACGGUUGAACCAUCAGGCGAUCCUGAAAAACGCCAUCGCAAGCAUCCGUCAGAUCCAAGUCGUUCUUGGAAAUCUCACGAUACGGCCAGAUGCCAAGGCGUUUGGUCAGAAGGAUCUGAUCUUGUUGAACUCGGUACCAGUUGAUAUGCAACCUCAUGAGGUGGACGUCGAAUUGAUCCAGACCCAAAACGCGCUCGACGCUGUUCACCGAUGCUCCAUGGUUGACAGCCGAAUUGUCGAGGCACUCUCUUCCUGGAUGAGUUGUCUGGGUGGCCUCCAACAGGAGCGUCAAAACACACUUCGACACAUCAACACUGUUCUGGACGUACUGGAGAAGGAAAAGCAGCAGCUCAAGGAAAAGCUGACAGCAGUGCAGGGGUCAGAGCGUUGA